Coffea eugenioides is the source of this 874-nucleotide messenger RNA. Its product is annotated as NAD(P)H dehydrogenase (quinone) FQR1-like. The transcript has 4 exons. Gene Ontology annotation, molecular function: NAD(P)H dehydrogenase (quinone) activity; FMN binding. Lineage: Eukaryota; Viridiplantae; Streptophyta; Magnoliopsida; Gentianales; Rubiaceae. The record is from RefSeq and is a predicted model, not a curated record. The coding region runs from base 98 to 709 and encodes 203 amino acids.
UUAAGCAAUCUUCCAACGUUUCUUCCAUCUCCCAGUAUACUUUAAAACAAAGGAGCUGCCUUUCCUUCUCUUCAACCACUGAAAGUUUCUUGAUCCAAUGGCCACCAAAGUCUACAUUGUUUACUACUCAACCUAUGGACAUGUUGAGAAACUUGCCCAUGAGAUCAAGAAGGGAGCUGAUUGUGUGGAAGGGGUGGAGGUAAAGCUGUGGCAGGUGCCAGAAACUCUUUCUGCGGAAAUUCUUGGAAAGAUGGGUGCUCCCCAAAAGAGCGAUGUCCCUAUAAUUACUCCACAUGAACUCCCUGAGGCUGAUGCUUUCAUAUUUGGCUUCCCCACCAGAUUCGGGAUGAUGGCUGCCCAAUUUAAGGCAUUUAUGGAUGCAACAGGCAGCUUGUGGGGAGCCCAGAAGCUGGCAGGCAAGCCUGCUGGUAUUUUCUACUCGACGGGAUCCCAAGGAGGCGGCCAGGAGACCACCCCAUUGACAGCCAUUACCCAACUUGUGCAUCAUGGGAUGAUUUUUGUUCCUAUUGGCUACACUGCUGGAGCUGGCAUGUUUGAGAUGGAGAAGGUCAAAGGUGGCAGUCCUUAUGGCGCUGGAACCUUUGCUGGUGAUGGCUCCAGACAGCCUACUGAGCUUGAGCUGCAAAUUGCUUUCCACCAGGGCAAAUACAUUGCAGGCAUUGCCAAGAAAUUGAAGGGAUCUGAAUGAUUUCAGUUAUCCUAUAUGACUCUCUCUUUUUAUCAACAGAUUACUACAAUAAAUGUGCCCUUUUCCUAGAGCUCAUGUUUUCUUGAUUUGUAUAAUUUUAAUCUGCAUUAAGGAACUUUGAAAUUCUUGGACAUAAUUGGUAUACUUGGUUUGGAUUGUUCUCAA